This is a messenger RNA of Gastrolobium bilobum, 2469 nucleotides long. Its product is annotated as kinesin-like protein KIN-7N. The transcript has 18 exons. Bases 1 to 2469 code for a protein of 822 amino acids. The record is from RefSeq and is a predicted model, not a curated record. Gene Ontology annotation, biological process: microtubule-based movement. Lineage: Eukaryota; Viridiplantae; Streptophyta; Magnoliopsida; Fabales; Fabaceae. Gene Ontology annotation, molecular function: microtubule motor activity; microtubule binding; ATP binding.
AUGGAGAAGAUCUGCGUCGCUGUUCGACUUCGGCCUCCGGUUUCCCAAGAUUCCUUCAGUGGAAGCUUCUGGAAGGUUGAAGAGAACCGCAUCUCUCUUCACAGGAUCCAUGGCACUCCACUUUCUGGCUCUUCUUACGCUUUCGAUCAUAUAUUCGACGAAAGUAGCACGAAUGCUAGUGUCUACGAGCUCCUCACCAAGGAUAUCAUUCUUGCCGCGCUCGAUGGCUUCAACGGAACUGCAUUUGCUUAUGGACAGACAAGUAGUGGCAAGACCUUCACCAUGAAUGGUUCUGAGACUGAUCCAGGAGUGAUUCCUCAGGCAAUCAAAGAUGUGUUUGCGAAAAUUGAGACGAUGUCUGAUCGAGAGUUUCUAAUACGAGUUUCCUACAUGGAGAUCUAUAAUGAAGAAAUUAAUGAUCUUCUUGUUGUUGAAAAUCAGAAGUUGCAAAUUCAUGAGAGUUUGGAGCGUGGAGUAUUUGUUGCAGGUCUCCGAGAGGAAAUUGUUAAUAAUGCCGAACAAGUUCUAAAUCUCAUUAAAGCAGGGGAAGUUAACAGGCAUUUUGGUGAGACAAAUAUGAAUGUAAGGAGUAGCAGGUCGCAUACAAUAUUUAGAAUGGUGAUUGAAAGCAAAGGGAAGGAUUCCAAUUCUUCAAAUGAUUAUUCAAUUAGUGACGUUGUUCGAGUUUCAGUCUUGAAUUUAGUAGAUUUAGCUGGCUCUGAAAGGAUUGCUAAGACUGGAGCAGACGGAGUUCGUUUAAAAGAAGGAAAAUAUAUCAACAAGAGCCUGAUGGUUUUGGGAAAUGUUAUUAACAAACUAAGUGAGGGUUCGAAGCAAAGGGGGCAUAUCCCGUAUCGUGAUAGUAAAUUAACUCGUAUACUCCAACCUGCUCUUGGUGGUAAUGCCAAAACGUCCAUUAUUUGCACCAUAGCACCAGAAGAGAUUCACAUUGAAGAAACAAAGGGAACUCUUCAGUUUGCUAGUAGAGCCAAACGCAUAACGAAUUGUGCUCAAGUGAACGAGAUUUUAACGGAUGCAGCCUUGUUAAAGCGGCAACAGUUAGAGAUAGAGGAGCUACGUAAGAAACUUCAGGGAUCCCAUGCUGAGGUGCUCGAGCAAGAGAUUCUUAAACUCAGGAACGAUAUGCUCAAGUAUGAAAUGGAGCGUGGGAAGCUUGAAAUGGAACUACAAGAGGAGAGGAAAUCACGUGAUCAAUGGAUUAGGGAGCAACAGAUGAAAAUUGAAAACUCCAGCACUAAAUCUUUCUCAGACUGUGGGACAAACGGCAGUCAGGGACCGGGAUCUUUGAGGCACAGAUAUACGGAAGAGGACAAUGACAUUAAUAGUACAUCUCAAGGAGAUGCUUUUAAAUCUCCCUGUUUAAAGACAGCUCCGAAUUCUUUUGUUGCCAAGCGAUCAAAGUAUUCAACAUUGCCAGAUUAUAGCCCUCUUCCAGAUUCUUUCAGCAAUGUGAGCAAUGUGGCUGAUGAAGAUAUGUGGUUGAAAAUGAAUAAUGGUUAUGUUGCAGACCUUGAUUCACUUCAAAUUACUCCCACUCGAAAAGUUCACUCAUUCCCAGCAAGUGAUACAACUCCUGGUUGCAUAAGUGAAUUUGAAAAGUAUGAACGAGAGAUUCAAGAUUUGAGGAGACAAUUAGAACUUGCAAAUGAAAAGAUAAAUGAACUCGAGAGAAAGCAGUCAGACGAAGUACAAUCGAGCAAGCAAUUAAUGGGUGAGACACCUGAACAUCAACAAGAAACACGAUUGAUUCAAGAAUUGCCUCUGAGGUUAUCUAAAUCUGUGGAAAACUUCAAAGACAGCUUUGAGGGGGUUUUGUCAGUAAUGCAGAGAUUUGCAUCGGGUGGCAAAUUGUCGACUGCAAAGAUGCUUUCAACCAUGAGUGAAAUUAGUGCACAGCUGUUUGCAACUUUGGAAGCUCACUUUACAGUGAAUAUGGAUGGUGAAAGGUCUUCCUCGGGGAACUAUGCUUUAAUCCAUGAACAACAAAAAGUGUUUCAUGCGAGGAUGAAUAAUAUAAUUACAUCACUGGAGUUAUCAGAAAGCUCAAUAACAGGAGGGCAGGAGAAGAGUCCUUUGUGCAGCUGUAAACCUAAGGGCUCUGGUGUGGGAGGAGAAAUUGCUUACUCCAAGGAGGAUUUAAAUGAAAGAUGUGAAAAUCUGGAAAGGGAGUUACAACUUUUGAAGGAGGAAAGAGACUCUUUGCUGAAGAAGUUCUCUGAAUCAUACGAGAAGGAAAAUGCCUUGAAAGAUUUAAAUACUGAAGUACAGAGAAGGAAAAAUCUAGAAGGGGAGGUUAAGCAGUUUGCUGCAGCUUUUGCCUGUCGUCAGAAAUCACUCUUGUCCUUCCAUAGUGAACUUAAGACCAAAUUUGAGAAAUUGAGAGUCCAGACUCCAAUCUCUGUGCCCAAACCUUUUGGGUGUCAGGAUUCAGGACUAGAUAUGUUUUAA